Funneliformis geosporum is the source of this 968-nucleotide messenger RNA. Lineage: Eukaryota; Fungi; Glomeromycota; Glomeromycetes; Glomerales; Glomeraceae. The record is from the annotation of a GenBank genome assembly.
UUUAUUCAGAACAAUAUAUCCAGAGUCUCCAGAGAAUUCAGGAUUUGGAAUAUGAGAAUUUCUUUCUUAGGAUAUCUAAUACACAAAGUUCUGCUUCCGUGUACAGAUUUGUGAGAGCACAUGGAGACUUCCAACUAUGGGAAAUCGAAGAGGAUACCGAUAUAAACCCACUAAGAGGGGCUGGCGACGACGUAUUUAUUAACAACCAUGAUCCUCCCGCUCAAGGAUCAAGUGAAGUUGAUGUAACCCAACCAUUUUGUAAGGAUGUUGUGAGUGAAAUCAAUGAAAUCUUAAAUGGGAUGCGAUUAAGUAAUUUACUUGUGUUGGGAGACGGUGGCGGUCGGGUGAGAGAUAAUGUUUUCCCUGAUAUCAUAAUUGGCCGUUCCGAUUUCUACAAAGAAUUGACAGAAAACCCACCUGAUUUAUCAAAGGGUUUGGGUUGGGAAGUCAAGAAUGAUUUAAGUAAUGGUUCAAAAGUAACCGAAGGGAAAGGUCAACUAAUAAAAUAUGCCAGGGCAUACCUUACAGCGAAUCCACCUCUAACAAACGUUUUUUAUGGAUGUUUAACGGAUGGGAAGCUUUGGUUAUUUGUGAAAAUCCAAUUUGUAUUAGAUAAUCCUAAUAACCCAAUAGUGAAGUUUGAGGAAAGUCAGACUUAUGAAUGGAGUAGAAAGACAGCCUCAUUUAUCACCGGCAUAAUUGAGCGUUAUCAUAAAGACCUGUCUAUGAGAGCUUCUGGCGAAAAAAAAGAAUCUCAAAAUAACGAUGAAACGUAUAUGUAUAGGAAUAAGUCAUCAAUUUCUACUGAAAGCCUCUUGGCUUCUUUCAUCAAAGAGGGUAUCUAUAUCAGAUUACACUCUGGAAAUCGCAUCCAUGUGCAGAUUACUUCUCACCUUGGAAAUGGAAGAGAGUGUAUAGUUUUUUUGGCACAAGUACAUGAUUAUGGAAUAAAGGAUGCUGUUUUGAAG